AUGAAUUUUCUUUUUUUGAAAAUAUUUAAUCACGGUUCUUUUUCAUGUUGUAUAAAAGCACUAAUUUUAAAUGAAAUCAGUAGAAAACUCAUGUUCGAAGAUAAAAUUAUAAGAAAUAUAAGGAGGAGUAUAGCAUUUACAGAAACAUUAAAAAAGGAUUUUAUUCCAAUACUAGUCAAUACGAAAGAUCCUGAUGUGAUUGAUGCUCUUAUCAGAAUUUUAGUUAAUUUAUCCGUACCUGUAGAUUGCCUUUUACCAAUAGAAAUAAUGACAAAAACGGAUGCUGGAAGAAUAACGAUAUCGGAGAUAAAUAGUUUUUUAAUUAACAGUAAAGAAUGUUUUGUGGAUCCACGAACGACACGAGUCAUAAUCGAUUACAUGAAAAAAAUUAUCGAAGAAGAAAAAAGAAAAUUAACGGAAAAAGAAUGCGAGAGCAUCAACAAUUGUCUACUUUUAUUAAGAAAUGUUUUACACAUUCCAGAAACAAAAUCAAAUCAUUGCACUAUGCAAAAUCAAAUCGUAUGGAAUUUAUUUGUUCAGAACAUUGAUAAAGUAUUAAUUCAUCUCAUGACGUGCAAACAAAAGUCUUAUUGGGGUGUCACAAUGGUUCAAUUAAUUGCUGUGAUGUACAAAGAUCAACAUGUCGGCACGCUUCAAAAGUUAUUAAAUACGUGGUUCGAAGCAUCAUUAAGCGAAAGCUCCGAAGAUAAUGAAAGUAACACAUCCCCUCCAGAACAGGGAUCCGAUUCUUCUCCCACUAUGACAUCAUCCGAUCCGACUUCUGAUUCUUCUGACACGGGUGGAGGAGGACACAAAUUAACGGGAAAUCACGAAGGCUCGUCUGGAGUACCGCACGUGGUACAAAGAUCGUCAUCGGGCGUGACUGAAUGCAAUAGAGCGGGAAACAAAAUGAUCGUCUUUGAAGAAGGAGGAAAUAGCAAUAGCAAUUGUGCCAACGGUACCGAAAGAAAAACAAACAUACAGGGUUGUAAUAGAAAAAAUAAAAAUUCUAAUCGAAGGUCAAUAGAUGUGGAUUCUGGUGCUGCAUCUUUAUGUUCUUCAGAAAUUUCUGUAUCCUCAAAGAAUUCAAGUAUUCCCUGUCAAUCAAAUUCUACGAUAAUCAGAGGGAAACAAAGUCCGGAUAAUUUUCAACACAAACGCGAAUGUUUUUCUCCCGAAAUGUCCGAUUGUGGGUAUGGGACUCAAGUGGAAAAUCCAGAACUUGUUUCAACAUCCAGUAACGAAGAAGAAAGUCCGCAGACGAAGAGGCCAAUACAUCAAAAACCACAUAUACAAAAAACUCGUUACUGUACCAAACAACCCACGUUACAAGAAAAAAAAGAGCAAAGGAGAAAGAAGCUGGUGAAACGUAGCAAAACAGCCAUAGUUAAUAUUAAAGCUAUGGCUCAUCACGUACCUUCAAACGAAGACAUAACUCAUAUAUUAAAAGAAUUCACGGUAGAUUUUCUACUAAAGGCUUAUGGUCCUCUCGUUCAAGUUCUUCAUUCCCAACUAUUGUUGCCUUCGAACAUUGUUCGAAUCGACACGUCACAUUUUUUCUGGCUCGUGACAUAUUUUUUAAAAUUUGCAGCGCAGUUAGAAUUAGAUUUGGAGCACGUCAAGGAAGUUCUCUCGUACGACAUAAUAUCAUACCUGACGUACGAGGGAGUGAACAUUUGCGAAAGUUUAGAAAUCGAAUCGAGACAAGAAAGAACGGAUUUAAAGCCAUUUUUACGACGACAGCAUUUGGUAGUCACGGCAAUUCGAGAAUUCAUACAAGCAACGGAAACGUAUGGGAAAUUUUCACAUUUGAGCACGGAAGAUAAAAAAUUUUUAACGAAUUUACAAAUUCAAAUUAGUUCUACGGACGAUUUGAAAUGUCUCUUCGUUCUUUUACUAAGACAAUACGAUCAAAACAUACAUAAUAAACAAUAUCUACAAGAUUUGAUAGUGACCAAUCACAUUUUACUUUUCUUCUUGGAAAAUUCUUCUAAAUUAGUGCAAAAAAAAAAUUUAGGAUUUUCAUUGAUCACUCAUAUAAAACAGUUUGCCACUGUCGACGUCAUGCGACAAUAUGGAAUUCUUCUAGAAGAUUUCGAAAGUAAUGGUGAAUACAUAAACGAUUGCGUUUUUACAAUGAUGCAUCACAUUGGGGGUGACAUGAAUCAAGUGACGAGUUUAUUUCAACCGAGAAUAUUAAAAACAUUUACUCAAAUAUGGGAAGGAGAUUUUCAAAUUUGCGAUGAUUGGUCGGAUUUAAUUGAAUACGUUAUACAUAGAUUUAUUAAUUUGACUUGGACAAAAGAUGAAUGUGAAAAUUUAUCUUGGUAUUUUGCUCAAAGUUCAUCUGAUAAUGAUUCAAUAUCGACGGUACUUAAACUUUACGAACAAUCCGGUGAUAAUCCCGCCAAAAUACCUGAUUCGAACAGAUUAGAAUUUUUAAAUAGUGAAAAAAUGACGGUUGAUAAUAACACAGCAGACGACAUAAACUACUUGAGAGAAAUUCUUAUAAAAAACAACAGAGGACCACAAUUAACAUGGCUGCAAGGUUUACUCAUCGAAGUUUGCUACGUUAAAUUGGUUAAGGAUUUAAAUUGCGACGUUAAUUACGAUCCGAUUACAAAACCUUUGGAACCUAUACCUCAUUAUUAUUCACAUUUGAAUCAAUCCAUACCAAUAGUUUCGUGGAAUGCUGAACAAGCCGACGUUCUUCUUCUUCAACCGUUUCAAUUGUUAUUACAUAAAUUAGGAUUUCAUUUACCCGCGGAUACGGGUAAAGUUUUUGCAAGGAUACCGAGUUUUUGGACGGUCGAUGUUUUAUUUAGCGUCGCACAAAAAUUAGGACCCAUCGUGACGUCAAAAUUAAAAUUUGAAACAAAGUAUUUAACGGAAAAAUUAAGCGAUUUUAAAAAACAAGACAAAGAACAAGGAAACGCGGUUAAAAAUGAUACCCAAUCGUAUUCAUUUUCAAAGGGUAAACAUCAUUCCUGUCUCAUCAAAUAUAAUCCGCUGCCGAAUUCUACUCAUCAUUGGUUGGAUUUGGUAAGACAUGGAAACACUCUACCCAUAACAAUAAUCGAAUCGAGAAGUAAAGAAUGCGACGUUAUGGAUUCGGACGUGGCAAGCGUUUGUAGCAUAUGCGAAACAAACAGAGAAUUAUCAUCAUCAUCAGUUGCAUCGGAUUUAACGAGAAUGUGUAUAAGCGACGAAGAACCCAUGACAAUGUUAUAA
Molecule: messenger RNA, 3231 nt
Organism: Pediculus humanus corporis (human body louse)
Lineage: Eukaryota; Metazoa; Arthropoda; Insecta; Psocodea; Pediculidae
Product: timeless protein, putative
Exons: 23
Coding region: 1-3231 (1076 amino acids)
Biological process (GO): DNA repair; DNA replication checkpoint signaling; replication fork arrest
Cellular component (GO): replication fork protection complex
Molecular function (GO): DNA binding
Source: RefSeq, a predicted model, not a curated record